Molecule: messenger RNA, 2203 nt
Organism: Periophthalmus magnuspinnatus
Lineage: Eukaryota; Metazoa; Chordata; Actinopteri; Gobiiformes; Gobiidae
Exons: 15
Coding region: 111-2048 (645 amino acids)
Source: RefSeq, a predicted model, not a curated record
GACAGCCGCUUGUUUCAAACAAGGACAUUCAUUCACGCCAGCUUUGAGUCAUACCGAGUCAUACGAACAAAACAAAACUAAAGAGUGCGGUUAAAGGGCAUCCAUGAACUAUGAGGAGAAGAAGUAGCAGCAAUGGCAGCAGGAGAAGAAGCUCGAUCAUCCGCAGGCGCAGUGAGAAUGUGCGGUUUGAUGAGUUCGGUUUUGCGAUCACUAAAAAGAAGGAGCAAAAACUUCAGCACAGAUCUCACGAGUACAGUUACCCCCAGCUGAGUACAGUGAGGGUCAAAGAGCUGUGUGAAUUGCUCAGCUACUGGAAUGGAGCCAGCUUCCUCUGCAAGAACCAGAUUGAGAGAUUCAUCAGGAUGGGUAUCCCUUCAAGUUUGCGAGGCCAAGUGUGGAAGUGCCUUCUCUGCAUUGAAAACAGGAGGCAAAAAAGCCAUUUUAACUAUGAGAUGUACCUGGCAGAAGUGCGAGGACCUCUUGUGGACCUGGGGGUCAGUGAGUAUGGCAUUUUGUCAGCCAUCGCCACAUUAAGUGAGACACAGAAUGAUUUGGGCACCAACCAGCAGCAGUUGACCAGCUCAGAGAUGCGCUACUCUGUGGAUGACAUCACACUCUUCAGACAGAUAGCACUGGACUUGCAACGCUCAUUCCCCACACACCGCUCUCUGAUGGGGGAUAGUCCAGAAGCCAUAGAGGGCCAGGCCAAACUUUUCCGGGUCCUCGUUGCAUAUGCAAGAUACAAUCCUCAGGUUGGAUACAGCCAAGGGAUGUCCUACAUAGCAGCAGUGUUGCUAAUGCAGCUGGCAGAGGAGGAGGCGUUUUGGGCUCUUACAGCACUGUUGGAUCAACCUCAAUAUGUAGCUGAAUUAUUUGACCUUAGCCUUUCAAAAAUCCAACAUCAGGUGAAGGUGUUUGAACAGCUUCUGAAACACAGAAAACCUAAACUCUCUCAGCAUCUGGAGUCUGUGGGACUUUCGUCAGUCCAUUUUGUGAUGCCCUGGUUUCUCACCCUCUUCACUUCACUGCCCUGCUGGGACUCUGUGCUGGCUGUCUGGGAUCUCACCAUAUUGCAUGGGUUGUCAGCUGUUUUCCGGACAGCGCUGACCAUCAUUGAGCUGCUGGAGCCUCGGCUGAUGGGGCUAAAUGAUGAAGGGGCCAUGUUACCACUGCUGCUCCGAGUCCCAGUGGAUGUAGCCCAGUACUGUGUACUGAUCCCCGCGCUGUGGAACACUGAAGUGCAGGACUGGGAGCUCAAAUGUAUGAACAGCCUUGUCCUGGACGAGACCAACAGUGGACCCAUAGCUGGUCAAGGUGAAAAACAUACCACCUCAACUCAAAAUGAUGAUCCGCUUCAAAGCUUAAGUGACAGGACCACUGAAAGGGAUUCGGUAGGCAAAGGUGUCCUAAGCCGGGUUCUUCAUCUGGCCCAGCGCUUCCUUCUGGAGCCCAUCGGUCGGCAAAGAGAGGACAAGAAGACCAGGACACAGAGUGGGAGCCAGCCGCAGAGUCCUUCGUCUGGGCAGGGCAUCAGGGGCAAAACUUCAGCAUCAUUAACACAAGCUCAGAUCAGGGCGAGGAGGCGGAGUCAGCAUCGAGGGGGAACUUUGCAACCUGUAACUGAGAGAAAUGGCACUGAUGUUACACCGUCCAGUACUGCUGAUGCCAAAAAAAGUUUCAGAUCAAACGAUAACUUCAAGCGCACCGGUACUGGAUCUAGUGGAAAAGGGAGCCGUCGCCGCAGCAACCACAGCCUGAUUCACCCUCUCAGGGUCAGAUCUCUGCGUCUGUUAAAAAGCAACCCUCUGAAGCAAAACUCCCCAACCUCCCCAGUUCUCCCCCCAACACUCCAGUCAUUCACUCUCUCUCCAGCAUCCACCCCUCCAGCAUCCACCCCUUCAGCAUCCACCCAUCCUGCAUCUACCCCCUCCCAGGGACAGGAGCAGGCAAGGCUGGUUAACUCCACGAAAGCAUUUCUCAAUGAGCUGUCCUCCAGACAUCAGACCAGUGCCCCCUUCAACAAUGUCAGAGAAUCCGCACUCAUCUGAUGAAGAAGACUGAAGUGCUACAUGUUUCUCAGCACUGAACCACAUGUGUCUGUACAAUUUAACUUUGCACUGCAUAAUUUAUUUUUUUUAAUACUUUACUGGUAUUAUGUACAGAUUUGAAACGAUACCACUAAUAAACUUUUUUUUUUUUACAC